AAUAAGAAGCAAGCAUUAGCAUUCGAGAAGUCACACAUGGAAUUUGAACCUAGUAAACAGUGUCAUCUGAGACAACUCCAGCAACUCAAGAAAAAGUUGCUGGCCCUUCAGCAAGAACUGGAGUUCCGCACGGAAGAGUUACAGACCUCUUACUGUUCCCUCCUGCAGUAUGAGUCCGUCCUGGAGAAGCAGACUUCCGACCUGGUUAUUCUCCACCAUCACUGCAAAAUGAAAGAAGAUGAGGUGAUUCUCUAUGAGGAAGAAAUGGGAAAUCAUAAUGAGGACACAGGGGAAAAGCUCCAUCUGGCACAGGAGCAACUCGCCUUAGCUGGGGACAAGAUCGUCUCCCUAGAAAGGAGCUUAAACCUCUACAGGGAUAAAUACCAGACUUCCCUGAGCAACAUCGAGUUACUGGAGUGCCAAGUAAAGAUGUUGGAGGGGGAGCUCAGCGGGAUCGUCGGUCAGGAGCCCGAGAACAAGGGUGAUCAUUCAAAAGUGCGUAUAUACACUUCUCCUUGCAUGAUUCAAGAGCAUCAGGAGACCCUGAAACGACUAUCUGAAGUCUGGCAAAAGGUCUCUGAGCAGGAUGAUCUAAUACAGGAACUUCGAAAUAAGCUAGCCUGCAGUAAUGCUUUGGUUCUGGAGCGUGAAGAGGCUUUGAUAAAAUUACAAGCAGACUUUGCUUCCUAUACAGCCACCCACCGACAUCCCCCUAGCUCCUCAGAAGACUGUGAAGACAUCAAAAAGAUACUGAAGCACUUGCAAGAGCAGAAAGACAGCCAGUGCCUGCACGUAGAGGAGUACCAGAACCUCGUGAAGGAUUUGCGCAUGGAGCUAGAAGCAGUGUCAGAACAGAAGAAGAACAUCAUGAAGGACAUGAUGAAGCUGGAGCUGGACCUGCACGGGCUGCGUGAGGAGACUUCCGCCCACUUGGAGAGGAAGGAGAAGGAGGUCACCAUCCUGCAACGGCGGCUGCAGGAGCUGCAGAUGCAGUUCACUGAGACCCAAAAGCUUGGUUUGAAGAAAGACAAGCUCCUCCAAGAGAAAGACGAAAUGCUGCAUGAGCUGGAGAAGGAACUGGCACAGGUUCAGAACAGCCUUGUAAAAAAGGAGAUGGAGCUAGAGAAACAGCAACGCAUGACAAAUGAACUCGAAAUCGCCAUCCAGGAGGCGAGGCAGGAUAAGUGCAUGGCGGAGUGUGGGCCGCUGCGAGCUGAGAUUCAGAAGCUGAAGGACAGUCUGGAAGAUGCCAAACAUCAGCAGAAGCUGGCUGCUCAGCAAGCAGCCCAAUAUAAAGAAGAGGCCCUUCUGGCAAAGAAUAACCUGGAGGAUACACAGAGGAAACUGCAAAGCUGCCUUAGCCUGGAGAAGCAGAAGACAGAGACCAUCCAGGAACUCCAGAGAGAACUUCAGAAGCUGCAGAAGGAUUCCUUGAUGGCUGGAGAGGAACUCGCACCCAGCAGGAAACGGAUAGAAGAGCUGACAUCAGAACUCUAUGAGGCCUUGAGGAAGGUUGAAAACUCAGAAAAGGAAAAGAAGCAGCUUCAGAAGACAGUGGCUGAGCAGGAUAUAAAACUGAAUGACCUACUAGAUCGUAUAAAUCUCAUUCAACACCAGAACAGGGAACAAGCUGCCUCCAAAAUCAAUCUAGAAGAACAGCUUCAGGAGAUAACCAGGUUGCUGGAGGAGAAACGGGAGCAGCUGAAAAAGAGCAAAGAACAGGAGGUUUUACUGGAGCAAGAGCUUGAGACAUUUCGACAGGAAGAAAAAAAGAAAGAAAAGAUGUCAAAGGAGAAUCUGAGAAAGCUGGAGGAGGAAAAUGAGAAUCUCAAAUCACAGUUACAUCAACGUUCUACACACCUGGAUUCCGCUCUCAGCAAACAAACCACCACCCAGCAAAUCAACCAAGAGCUAAAUAAUAAGAUAGCUUCUCAGAAGGAGACCUUAGAGAGUCUGCAGAGUCAGCUGGACAAGGCUGUGCAGAAAGAGAAGCAAUGCUACCAGACCAUGGUCAGUAAAGACGUCUAUGAGGAGUUAUCCCGGAAGUCCGCCGCCUGCCAAGAUGACCUAACGCAAGCCCUGGAGAAGCUCAAUCAUGCGACCUCAGAGACAAAGAGUCUGCACCGAAGCUUGGCACAGGCUCAAGACAGGAAAAUGCAGCUGGAAGAGGAAAUCAUUGCUUAUGAGGAGAGGAUGAAAAAGCUCAACAUGGAAUUAAAAAAACUGCAGGGCUUCCAGCAGCAGAGUGAGCUAGAGGUGCAGGCCUUCGACAAGAAGCUGGAGGAUAUGAGCAACCAGGUAUUGCAGUGGCAGAAGCAGCACCAGAGCGACCUCAAGAUGCUAGCCGCUAAAGAGGAGCAGCUCAGGGCGUUCCAGGAGGAAAUGUGUGCCUUGAAAGAGAACCUCCUUGCGGAUGAGAAGGAGCCCUGUUGCCUGCCCCAGCGGUCUGUGCCCAAAGACAACUGUAGGCUACACCGAGAGAAUGAUCAGAUUAUGUGCAACAUGGAGCAGUGGGCAAAAGAGCAGAAGAUCGCCAAUGAGAAACUAGGAAACAAGCUACGUGAACAGGUCAAAUAUAUUGCCAAGCUGACUGGUGAAAAGGACCACCUCCACAAUGUAAUGGUCCACCUGCAGCAGGAGAACAAGAAACUGAAGAAUGAAAUAGAGGAGAAGAAGCUGAAAGCCGGGUCCUCAAGAGUGCACACCAAAGCUCUGUGCCCGAGCAAAACAGACUCCACGUCAAGGGGGAAAGUGUAUGGCACCUUGGGCUGGAGGGGGAUAACCCAGGAUGUGAGCCAAAGAAUGGACAUCACCAAGUUUUUUGGGGUACCCCACUGCUCAGGACAGGUAGACACCUUCUCCUAGUCCUUCUACCCAGGGCUGAAAUCAGAAGCCUUCGCAGGCAAGCAGCCGGAAGCCCUCUCUUCACUCCAGAGCCGUGAAGUCACUUUCUACCUGCAUUCCCAAUAAAGGCGAUUAGAGAGAGGGUCUACUCCCCUCUCUCGACCUUUCUGGAGCCCAUUUCCCUCCCAGGCCUCUGGGAAGAGAGGAGCUG
This is a messenger RNA of Vicugna pacos (alpaca), 3055 nucleotides long. RefSeq names its product polyamine modulated factor 1 binding protein 1 (gene PMFBP1). Gene Ontology annotation, cellular component: sperm head-tail coupling apparatus. NCBI's taxonomy places the organism in Eukaryota, Metazoa, Chordata, Mammalia, Artiodactyla, Camelidae. Gene Ontology annotation, biological process: spermatogenesis. The record is from RefSeq and is a predicted model, not a curated record.